Cryptotermes secundus is the source of this 1171-nucleotide messenger RNA. Its product is annotated as epoxide hydrolase 3. NCBI's taxonomy places the organism in Eukaryota, Metazoa, Arthropoda, Insecta, Blattodea, Kalotermitidae. The record is from RefSeq and is a predicted model, not a curated record. The coding region runs from base 118 to 1143 and encodes 341 amino acids. Gene Ontology annotation, molecular function: hydrolase activity. The transcript has 6 exons.
CUAGCGAGUGGAUGCAAGGACGAGUGCGCUGUUGCUCUCUGUGCUCUCGGAAACAGUGACUGUCUAGAAAGAUUUUAGUUAUUUUCGAACAUACAAGUGCGUAUGUCGUGACCUGAAAUGUCGCUGGGAGAGACUUUAAUUAAAUACACGGUUGCACUAAUCAGUGGUUUUCUUAUCAGUAUAGUUUUAACCAUUGGUUAUAUCACCAAACGUUCCGAAUUUAAAGUGAAGAAGAGGAAUACUCCACCAAAAGUCCUCACGGACUCUUCGCUCUGGAAGCAUGGAUAUCUGUCCCUCAAGGGCAUCAAAAUUCACUACGUUGAAAAAGGAGACCCAACGAAACCAUUAAUGCUGUUUCUCCAUGGAUAUCCUGAAUUUUGGUAUUCAUGGCGAUAUCAGUUGAAAGAACUUUCAAGCGAUUAUUGGACUGUUGCAAUAGACAUGCGUGGUUAUGGAGACUCGGAGAAACCUCCCGGAGUAGAAAACUACGCCAUGGAUAUUCUUGUUAAUGACGUCAAGCAGGUCGUUGAAGCUUUGGGUCGUCAGAAAUUCAUCCUGGUUGCCCAUGACUGGGGAGGCGCCAUUGCGUGGAACUUUAUACUCAAGCAUCAUGAUAUGUUGGAGAGUUACAUUAUCAUGAAUUCUCCCUACACGCCGACAUUUUUUCAAGUUGUGCUAUCCAAUAAGAAGCAGUUCUUCAUGUCUUGGUAUCUAUUCUUCUACAUGCUGCCAUACCUGCCUGAAAUAGCAAUUGCAGCUUUUGACUUCAUCGCCUUUGCAAAAGUUCUCAGACGGCGAAAACCUAAAGAGAUUUCACCUGUCACCGAUGAAGAUAUUGAGGCAUAUAAAUACACGUUCAGCCAGCCAGGUGCAUUAACACCUCCUAUCAACUACUAUCGACACAUGAUGAAGACGGCAAGCACCGCCCAAAGUUCGAAGAAUAUAAUUGAUAUUGACGCGCCUGGACUUUUCUUAUUUGGUGACCUUGACGAUUAUCUAAUACUCGAACACGUGACAGUGGUUAAGAAGUAUGUGAAGAACAUAGAAGUGAGGACUGUAAAGGGAGCCAACCAUUUUGUUCAGCAAGAUGAUCCUGUUUCGGUGAACAAACACAUCAGAGAAUUUCUGAGAAGCAGCCAGUAAGAAAACAAGAGAUUUGAAUGAUUUAAAU